AUGACAGACACAAUGUUUGGCAACAGUACUGAUCGGUGGAUGUGUCCAAAUGACAGGCCGAUGUCCCUCAGAGCCAAACUCCCUGCUGGAUGGUCGGUACGUGGAAACCAGCCGGAAAGGCAACGGAAAAAUGAAGAGCUGACAGAUGAAGAGAAGGAGAUCAUCAACCGAGUAAUAGCUCGAGCAGAGAAAAUGGAAGAAAUGGAGCAGGAGCGUAUUGGGCGUCUCAUGAACCGCUUGGAGGACAUGCGCAAGAAUGUGGCCGGCGAUGGGGUCAAUCGCUGCAUCCUGUGCGGAGAACAGCUGGGAUCAGCUUGUGUCGUGUGUGAGGACUGCAAAAAGAAUGUCUGCACAGAGUGUGGCGUCGAGGCAACCAACAGCCGCCCUCAUUCCAUCUGGUUGUGCAAGAUCUGCAGCGAGCAGAGAGAGGUGUGGAAGCGUUCGGGGGCGUGGUUCUUCAAGGGCUUGCCGAAGCAAGUGCUGCCUCAGCCAAUGCCCGUCAGCAAGACCAAGCCGCCGCAAGCCCCCAGCGAACCUGCCUCCUCGGAGCCACCUGCUCAGGACCCGAAACUUCACUCCCGCACGCUGAGCCGAGGUGGCCCUGAGGAGAAGAGGGGAGUGGGCAGGAAACCAGGCAGUGAACCAACGGCUGCUGCUUCUGGCCGGGGAAGCUACCCACCUCCUAGCCGCAAACCGUCUGAGGUCCGAAUGGCUCCAAGUGGCAGCGAGUUUGCUGGCAGGGUUGCUGAGAACUGGGAGUACGCAGCGGAAAGUGAAGUCAACAGGAGCCCUGGAAGUGUAAAACGUGCCAAUUCCGUUCAAGCUGCCAGGCCUCCUCCAGCGACUAGUCAGAGCUCUGCUGCCCAAGCUACUCAGCCAGCUCCUCCAGUGGGUGGCAGACAAGAGCCCGGGCCUGCUGGGAGAUAUCCAGAAAGACAAGUGAGCCAGUCGAUGGGCCCUCCCCAGACAGACCCGGCCUAUUCAGCAGCGGCACCCAGGGAUGAGAGAGGAGGUGGCGGUGGUUACUCGAUGCCUAUAGCCAGAGAGGAGAGGGCUCUGCGCCAGCCUGCCCCAUAUACGCAAGCUGCUGCCCUGCCUGCACCAUCUGCACCUGCACGUCAACUCCCGCCGCCUCAGGACGACGAAGAGGAUGAGGCCAACAGCUACGAUUCUGAUGAAGCAACCACGCUGGGGGCGCUGGAGUUCAGUCUGCUCUACGACCAGGAGAAGAGCUCUUUGCACUGCACUCUCAUCAAAGCCAAAGGCUUAAAACCAAUGGACUCCAAUGGUUUAGCUGAUCCUUAUGUAAAGUUGCACCUAUUGCCGGGAGCCAGUAAGUCAAACAAAUUGAGGACCAAGACUCUGCGCAACACUCGCAACCCCAUGUGGAAUGAGACCCUGGUGUAUCAUGGCAUUACGGACGAAGAUAUGCAAAGGAAAACACUCAGGAUCUCGGUGUGUGAUGAAGACAAAUUUGGCCACAAUGAAUUUAUUGGUGAAACUCGAGUUUCUUUGAAGAAACUCAAAUCCAACCAGAAAAAGAACUUCAACAUCUGCUUGGAGAGAGUAAUACCGAUGAAGCGGGCUGGAACAACCGGCUCCUCUCGUGGGAUGGCACUGUAUGAAGAGGAGCAAGUAGACCGUGGUGGUGAUGUGGAAGAACGAGGAAAGAUCCUCGUGUCCCUCAUGUACAGCACCCAGCAGGGAGGCCUGAUUGUUGGCAUUGUCCGUUGUGUCCAUUUAGCUGCCAUGGAUGCCAAUGGAUACUCGGAUCCUUUCGUUAAACUUUGGCUGAAACCUGACAUGGGGAAAAAGGCCAAGCAUAAGACGCAGAUUAAAAGGAAGACCUUGAAUCCCGAGUUUAAUGAGGAGUUUUUCUAUGACAUAAAACACAGCGAUCUGGCCAAGAAAUCACUGGACGUAUCGGUCUGGGAUUAUGAUAUUGGCAAAUCUAACGAUUAUAUCGGCGGAUGUCAGCUGGGCAUCACCGCCAAGGGGGAGCGUUUGAAACACUGGUACGAGUGUCUGAAGAAUAAGGAUAAGAAAAUUGAACGCUGGCACACUUUACAAAACGAGAACCACGUUGCAAGCGAUUAA
Molecule: messenger RNA, 2097 nt
Organism: Emys orbicularis (European pond turtle)
Lineage: Eukaryota; Metazoa; Chordata; Testudines; Emydidae
Gene: RPH3A
Product: rabphilin 3A
Exons: 20
Coding region: 1-2097 (698 amino acids)
Biological process (GO): exocytosis; regulation of calcium ion-dependent exocytosis; intracellular protein transport
Cellular component (GO): synapse; neuron projection; extrinsic component of synaptic vesicle membrane
Molecular function (GO): small GTPase binding
Source: RefSeq, a predicted model, not a curated record